This is a messenger RNA of Liolophura sinensis, 1268 nucleotides long. Its product is annotated as sulfotransferase 1B1-like. Bases 52 to 957 code for a protein of 301 amino acids. The transcript has 6 exons. NCBI's taxonomy places the organism in Eukaryota, Metazoa, Mollusca, Polyplacophora, Chitonida, Chitonidae. The record is from RefSeq and is a predicted model, not a curated record. Gene Ontology annotation, molecular function: sulfotransferase activity.
GACGAUAUGAAGAAUAGCACACGUAUAUAGCGGGUGGUAAUUACAAAAGAAAUGGAUGUACAGGAGAUCUAUCGUGCAGAUGCGGAUGGUAACACCAUACACCAGCUUGAGAUUGAUGGUCUGAUUCUCCCCGUGUUACCCGGCCUCCCCGAGCGGCUAGCCCAGCUUCAGAACUUUAGGCCUCGAAGUAAUGACAUCUUCCUGUUUGCCUUUCCCAAAUCAGGAACUCACUGGACAUGGGAAAUGCUCAAUAUGCUUCUGCGUGGACAGACUGAGUUCAUGUCUUACAGCAAAGAUCAAAUCAUGUUCGAGUUUGUCGAUCAGCACGUCAUUGACUCCAAACCGGCACCAAGAGUAAUCAACAGUCAUCUCCCCUUCCCACUGAUUCCCAGAAGUGUGCUCAAUACGGGCAACAAAAUCAUCCACGUGAUGAGAAACCCGAAGGAUGUGGCUGUGUCGUGCUACAACCACCACUACAGCAUGUAUUCUGUGUGGAAAUACGACGGGAACUGGGGGGCUUAUCUACAGCUCUUCCUGCAAGGACACGUGGGAUGGUGCUGUGCAGGGGAAGGUUGGUUUGGCUACGUCAGAGAAUGGGAAGAGGGUAAAAAACACCACCCAGGCGUCCCCAUACUGUUCAUAUACUACGAGGAUCUUCAGCAGGAUCCAAUGGGCACUAUUAAAACACUAGCGGACUUUCUUGAUGUACAGUACGAUGACACUUUUUAUCAAGAAAUCAUUCAGAAGUGUUCGUUUGACUCUAUGCGGGAGGUAAAGAAUCAAGUCUACUCCCCAAGCGAAAAAGCCCUCUGGCGGGACAACUCCCCAAGAAUAUUUCGAAAGGGAAAGGCUGGUAACUGGAAGGAAUGGUUCACAGUUCAACAGAAUGAAAUAUUUAACCGGGUGUUUCAAGAAAAAAUGAACAAUUCGACGUUGAAGUUUGACAUGUAUAUGUAAUACGGAGAUUUAACUACUGGCUAUAUUUUGAUAUUUAAUGCAUGUAUGGGUUACCUGUUGGAUCAGCGGUUGGAGACAAAAAUCCUGUAAAUUUGGGGAAUAAUUGCCACACCUCGCUGCAAACAGAAAUUUCGUGAAAAAAAUUAUACCAUCGACUUCUUUUCGUACUUCCAUAAUUGCGUAAAAAAUUUUCCUGGAAAAUACCGUCUGCGAUUGGCACUUGGUUGGUAACAGUUGGUUUUUCAGGCCAUAUUGUCCCAACUUUCAACAUCUACAGAAGUAGUACAUGCGAUGCUAGAUGGAGUCACUCC